UGUUCUCUUGACCUCCAGGCCAAGACAAGGGUGCUGAAAGCCGGACUUGGAGUCAAAGAGAGAUGAGCAGUCCUCAGCCAUUGCAGGAGGAAAGAUAUGAUAUGUCAGGUGCCCAUCUGGCCCUGACACUGUGUGUCACCAAAGCCCGAGAGGGUUGUGAGGCAGACAUUGAUGCCCUGGAACGCAUGUUCCGUCACCUGAAAUUUGAAAGCACCGUGAAGAGAGAUCCCACUGCACAGGAAUUUCUGGAUGAGAUGGACAAAUUUCAGCAGACCAUAGAUAAUUGGGAAGAGCCUGUCAGCUGCGCCUUCGUGGUGCUCAUGGCACAUGGCGAGGAAGGCUUUCUCAAGGGAGAAGACGACAAGAUGGUCAGACUGGAGGAUCUGUUUGAGGUCUUAAACAACAAGAACUGCAAGGGCCUGAGAGCCAAGCCGAAAGUGUACAUCAUUCAGGCCUGCAGAGGAGAGCACAGAGACCCCGGCGAAGAAGUAGGUGAAGAACAGGUCUCUGCGAUCACAAAGGACAACCUCCAAACUAUCCCAACCUUUACGGAUGCCCUCCACAUCUAUUCUACAGUAGAGGGGUUCAUCGCCUAUAGACAUGACCAAAAAGGCUCUGCCUUCAUCCAGACUGUGACAAAUGUGUUCACGAAUAGAAAAGGAAGCAUCAUAGAACUGCUAGAAGAGGUAACCCGGAUUAUGGCAGACAUGGAGGUGAUUCAGGACGGAAAACCAAGGAAAGUGAACCCUGAAUUCCAAAGCACCCUCCGGAAAAAGCUCUAUCUGCAAUAAAAGAAGGGCAGUGAUGGUUGUCCCUCAGGGGCUUUCUCUCUGCCCCCACAGAUAUUUAGACCAGGACCACCACUCCUCAAAGAUGAUUACUGGAGUCUUCCUUCAUCACAGCCCUUUAUCCAUGUCAUUUUUAAAGCAAGCCAGACAUAUAUAGCUCAUUAGUAUCAGCUUCCUUUGGCUGGUCUCCCUGCUUCUGUUAACACACCUCAGAUUGCCUUCCUAUAGCUACCUUUCUGCUCCUUUGCUUCACCAAGCCUUCCUCUCCCUCCUGUGACUUUACAUACAAAAAAUAAACAAAAAGUCUUUCCUACUUCAGAGGAAGGAGCCUUCUGAACAAUUUCUAGAAACUUCCACUAACCUCCAGCUAAGGUCACCGCUGUGGGAUUUUGGCCCAAGGCUAGAAGAUAGGUCAGCCAUGUUGUCUUUCAAGUAUAUGUACGGUUCAUGGCUUUAUGGAGGUGUCUGUCAUUAUGAACACUCACAGAUUAAGGGUCUUUUCUUUAUGUUCCUGCUUCCCAAUAUUUCCUAACUUCCUCCUUGUAUUGACCUUUGCCUGGGGAUUGUUUCCACGGCUCAUACACUCCUCACAUCCCUCCAGCUCACUUUGAAAUGGCUUUUGAAUCUGUCUCUCUUCUCUUCCCCAGCACCUUCAAGGCUCAGCCUGGGGGAUCCUAACUUUGCUGCAAAGAGGACCCUUCCUCAUCUCUCUGCCCACCCUGUGGGAGAAUUCUCUCUGGAACACUGUAAAAGAUACAGUGAGCCCUGAGACCAAAGAUACUUAGGUAGCUCAUCCGUGUUUCUCAUGCUCGGCUUACAAUUCAUCAUUGUGGGGGAUUCAAAGCAGAAAGUGCAACAGCUAGUGGCAGCACAGAAUAAGAACUCUUAUUCAAAAACAAAGAACUGGAGCAUGAAGCAAUCACACCAAAAUAACCCAAAGGACUUGAGUAGCGCCUACCCUCCAGCUACUAACCUUCCAACCAUCUUAUUCCAAAGGGCCUGUCCCAGUGAAGGAGAUAUCAUGUUAAUGACACUGACCUCUUUGACUAUCUCAGAGGCUUCUUCAGCCCCAUCAUGAUCAACACACCAAUUCUUAGUCAAAAUGUCUAUGAAUAGCCCCUGUUCCUGAGAGAGUCCAUAUUCCUCUCCAAAACCCCAUGAGGUAGGCCACAACUGUCUAAGCUACCAUAAAACAGCUUACUAGCUCUGUCUCCAGGACUCAAUGACUUUUCCAGCCCCGUAUACCCAAAGCUUUCACAUACCUGCUACAAAACCUGUCCAGGGCAUAAAAGCCACAUGAUCAAGUCUAUCACAACAAUCACCCCACCUCCUUGGUAUCAAGUU
This is a messenger RNA of Acomys russatus (golden spiny mouse), 2132 nucleotides long. RefSeq names its product caspase 14 (gene Casp14). The record is from RefSeq and is a predicted model, not a curated record. Bases 63 to 791 code for a protein of 242 amino acids. Gene Ontology annotation, molecular function: cysteine-type endopeptidase activity. The transcript is spliced from 6 exons. Lineage: Eukaryota; Metazoa; Chordata; Mammalia; Rodentia; Muridae. Gene Ontology annotation, biological process: proteolysis.